AGGCCGCAACGCCGCACGUAAUGAGCUAUUGAGCGAGAUUUAUUGUGCGAGUUUUGAACGGAGAAGAGCUGGGAGCUGAAACGAGAAGUCACGAGAGUUUGCGAGAAAAAAAAGCAUCCGGGAUAUCUAGCUAUCAAACUGCGCAUGUGCAGAUUAGCGUCAAGAAUGGUUGGGUUUUCCCAGCCCGAGCCAUUCGCUUUGUCAGAACCAUCUUUAUCUAGGCGGAGAGUCGUUAUAUUAGGUGACUCGAUUGUUCGAGAUUUACAGGAUUAUUUUACACACCUAGAUAUAGAUUACGAACUUGAAGUUUUAUGCUUUCCUGGAGCAACCGUUAGAAGUUUGCGGAACAGAAUUAGAGAACUAUAUCCACAUUACGAAUCUUCAACGAGCGAUGUUAUCAUCCAUGUAGGGACUAACAACUUAGCCCACAGUUGUUGGGAGAUUGAGGAGCCUCGUUUUCUCAAUCUUUUUAAUACCAUUAGAGAAAUAUUCAGAGGAGCACGUAUAUCUUUCUCAUGUAUUUUGCCUCGAUGGGAUUGUCAACACCUACAUGAUUUGUCCGUUAUAUAUAACAAUGAACUUCACACUUUAUGUAGAAAUUUGAAUUUGUCUACGAUCGAUUUGACUGAGGAUUUUGUCGACAGUGAUGAUCUUUUUACCAAGGACUUCGUUCAUUUGAAUAAAGUUGGGAAAGCAGUUUUUGCAUAUUUGUUGGAUGCACAUUUAAUUCAUGCCGUCCAUUUGAACAAUUCCCCCAGCAGCCUUACAAAGAGGACAUUGAAUGUGUAUAUUCCUCCUGAACUUAAAAUUCUGCAUCCUAAGAGAAGGAAAUGUUUGAAAAAACCUAUUCAAAACAAGUCAGUUGUAAGGAAGGUUCAUCAAGUUCCAAGAGGAAAUACACGCAAUAGGAGGAAGGUCAAGAAGCCAAGAAAUGCUGGAGGGGGGUACCAGUACCCAAGGAAGACUGCAGCGAUUCCCCCACCACCUGAACUUCCACCAAAUCGGCACAUCCCAGAGAAAAUUUUGGCAUGGAUGCCCUACAUUUCCUCAAAUGAUCCACGGUCCUCUAAGGGAGGAUUGGACAAUCUUCCUGCCCAGAGGAAACUAUAUGUCCGAGAAAAGUUGAAGGCGAAACGACAUAGGCAAAGGAAACAUCAAGCUGUUCGUCGGCGCAAGAGGAAGAAGGCCAAGGAUUACAAUUACUUGGAACACACUACAGUACUCUGUCAAUAUUCAGCAGUAGGAGAUCUUCCACAUAGCCCUCUGCAAGUUCCAGUGCUGCCAUCAUGCCCAUCAGAUCAAUCGGAUCUGCAUCCCGAUGCACCCACUCCUGAUCAUCCACAAGCUGUGAAGGCUUCACAGUCUGUCCCAACAGCAACUUACGCGUCAGAUCAUGUGACUUCACGAGGUCUUUUUCCAGCGCCUGUUCCGUCAAUGGGACUUCCUUCAGAGCCGGUGCAAUUGACAGAUCAUCCUCCGGACAUGGCACAUGUACGUGUACAUGUAGAUACCCCAGAGCCUCUUCCGUCAACAGGACUUCCCUCAGAAAAGGUGCCUUCAUCAGGUCGUCCUCCAGACAUAGUGCAUGUGACUACCUCAGACCCUGUUCCUUCAAUAGGAAUUCCUUCAGAGCCGUUGCAAUCGACAGAUCGUCCUCCGGACAUGGCACAUGUAGCUACCUCAGACCUUUUUCAGUCAGUGGGAAUUCCUCCAGAGCCGGUGCAGUCGGCAGAUCGUCCUCCAGACAUGGUUCUCACUAGCAGUGUAUGUAAUGUACAAAUCACAAAUAUUUCCUUGUCGCUGGGGUGAAGACAAAGCAAGGACCACCCUGUCAAAAAUCAUCAUGUGGUCCUUGCUUCCUUUGCACAAAAUCUGCCAUGCGAUAUUUCCAUCUAUGUUCAAUGAAUAACAAACCAUUGGUUUCUUUGAUUAAAACUACUCACCCCGACAUUCAAGAUAAUGUUUGUAUUUGUAGGCCCUGUAAACUGAAAUAUUCUAAAAAGCUGAAAGAUCCUAUUUAUACUCCUAAAAAAACUCGCAAAAAGGAACGUAGUACUUGCUUUUUAUCACAUUAUGAAUUAUGUUCUGAAAUUUCUGAACGAGAAUGCCAGUGUAGUCUGGCUUCUUUUAACACUGCAUUUUCAUUAGAUUGUGCUUCCAUACCCCCUACAGUGUCUUUGUGCUUGAAGCACAGGUCAGAAUUAUCUCAUUCGGAAGUUUCACAAACUUACAGAUAUUGUUCAGCCUGUGAGGUUCAAGUAAAAGAAUUUGAUAAAGCAUAUUCAUGUUCCACGUUAUCUGAUGAAGAAGUGAAUAAGAUAAGGAAAGAUAUCAAUGAUAAGUUCAUGAUAAAAAAUGAUGAUAUUUUAUGUCCAUCUUGUUAUAGAUUUUGCCAUGGUAAACGUAAAAAAACAGCCAUAUCAUUUAAAGGAAUGGAAGCUGAUUUAAAAGAAAGCAGUUUUGAUAGAAGUAGCGAUGAAAUGGUAUUAUCAAAAAUACUUAAUGAAGUAUAUUUGUAUGUGUGUAAAGUUUGUCAGGAAGAUUGCUGUUUUUUAUUUACUUCUGUAUAUGAACAUUUUCUCAAACUUGUUAAGGCCGAAUCAGAGGAUGAAAGACAAGAAGACCAUUUACAUAAAAGUAGUAUAUUUAUAAAAGGGAGGAUUAUUCACCAGUUUGGCAGUCUUUUAAAAUCACAUACAAGUGCUCGUAAGAAAGGAACUUUCUUUUAUAAGUCAGAUAUGUCUCAGGAUGAAAUUAUAAGUGCUUGGCAUUCAUCACAUUCAAAACUUAGAUCUGUGACACAAAAUGUCAGUAGUGAGGACAGAGAUCCUGUGAUACCCAUAUUUACACAUUCUAGUUCAUCAACAGAGGUUAAUCUACAAUUUCGAAAUGUAAUUCAUGAAUGUAAUAAUUCAUUGCGCCUACAAGCAAAUAGUAUUACAAAAGAAUUUAUACAAGAUCCAUUAUCACUUUCUGAUUUUGACAUGAGCUCAGCUGUAUCUUAUUUUGAUCCACUUGUUUGGAAUACUAUUUGUAUUUUGACAGCAACUCAUGAAGAAAUGAAUUUCUUUAACCGGUCUUCUCUUCAAGUUGAUAAAGAGUUUUUAGAGUUUAAUUCUGAUAAAACGCAAGGUGGUACUCGAAGAAGGCAAAGAAGGAUAGCUUGCAUAUUUCUUAUGCAAUACAUUUUGAAUGAUGAGAAUGGUUAUCCAUUGCAUAUCAUUAUUGCUAAUUGCAUAAAGAAGCUGUCCCAUUCUUCAAAGUUGCUUAGGAUUUUAAAUCAUAUUGGUUUAGCAUGCUCAGAAAGCACACUAGAUAGAUUUUUAACUGUCAUUCAUGAUCAGCGUUCUGAGGCAGGCCCACUGUCACAGCUUUCACCGUCUGCAGUAACAUUUGUUUCUAUAGAUAAUGUUGAUGUAUUAACACCUUAUGCUGCUGUCACCGUUGAUAAGUCAAGGAGUUGGCACGGGACAUCUGUAAUGGCCCAGCAACCUAAACCUUUGACAGAACAUUUGCACCAAAAUGAAAAAAUUAACAGUGAUCCUCCAGUUGCUCAAAUUACUGAAGAUUUUGAUGUUCCUAGUACAAGUGAAUCAUUCUUGUCAAAGCCCCCUGCAAAAAUUAAAAAACCUAGUGUUCGUAGACGAUUAGCAAAAUUCGAUUCUCUUGAUCUCCCUGGGCCAAAGUCCUUUAAACCUCCGCUUUUUAAAACUUCAAUCAGAUCUCAACUCUCCUCUGAACAUUUUUCAUUCACUGCAGAAGAUGUCAACAAUGAAAAGGUGCAGUAUGAUAGAAUUAUGUUGUAUGUCAUAGAGAGGCUCUAUUAUGUUAUAAGAAAUGAAUCACCUGUUAUUCCCAGUUUUAAAUGCAAACUAGCACUUGAAGAUAAUCAAAAUGUUGAACAUUCCAAAAUUUCAUACAUGUAUGUCUUAAAUGAAAAAGCAGAUUCACCAGUAACUAUUAAGCAUACCCUUGGACUCCUUUAUGAAACAUUCAAAAUUAAUGAAACUUUAAAUCAUUUAGUAAUUGCUGGGGAUGGAGCCACUAUACGUUUACUUCUUAAUGUCAAGAGAGAAUAUGGAGAGACACUUGAUUGGGUCAUUCCAUAUUUGGGGGAUUGGCACAUCCUGAAGAAUUUUCAAGAAGUUCUAAUGAAAGUAUUUUGGGAUUCUGGUUUAAAGGAUGUGGCAAAAUUAACUCAUAAACAAUCCACACUCAGCAGUCUUGCCAGUUGCUCAAAUUUUAAGCGAACUCACAGAUUUCUUUUACAAGUAUAUGAAGCAAUUUUCAUGUUACAGUUUCAUACUUUUCUUAGCUAUAAGAGCGAUAAUGAUAUCUCAUUUGAUAAUGAAAUGUUUAUAGACAAAGUUAAAGAUGUUGUGUCAUGUUUAGAAUUUGAAGAUGGUAGUUUUUCAGGCAUUCCCAAGUUUCUAGAUGCUCAGCAGGAAUUUUACACAGAUUCAGUUCAACCCAUUAAAGAAGAGUUUUCAACAUUUUGUCAAGAAAUGUCAGAGAAAUAUGAAACUUUCCGAUUUUGGAAUCAGUUUUUGUCGAAAGAUUGUCUUUCAUACAUCAAUCUUUGGUUAGCUAUAAGAACAGGGGAUUGGAAUUUAAGAUUAUCAGCACUAAAGUCAAUGGCCCCAUUAUUCCAUGCAUUUGACCGUCAAAAUUAUUCAUAUCUGAUACCUGUUCACUUGAGUCAGUUACAUAGUCUCCCUGACUAUAUUUUGGAUCAUUUUGAAAAGGGGGCAUUUGUCACGAGUUUAACAGGAGCAAACUAUUCUCGAGUAGCUUUAGAUGAAGCUCAUGAAAUGACUAUAAAUAAAGAUGUUAAAACUGCAUUUUCAGAGCACUUGCCAGAACAUGUGGAAAAAAUAGGGGCAACCUUGGAGUGCCAAGCAAAAAUGGUUAACAAUAUUGAAAAACAAGUAGGUGCUAGUAGAAAGACUGUCUUUCAACGUGAUCUUAGCAAAUCUGUUGUUCAUGCAGAAUUUUCAAAUGUUAAGGCAUAUUUCAAUGUUUUGAGAAAGACGUCUAUGUUUUCUCCUGUUCAACCAACCACUCUUUUUCAUGUAUUUUCCAAUGUUUCUGCUAAUCCUAUUCAGCAGAAGGGUCUCCUGGAAUUUCGGCAAAUGGGUGAAGAAGCAUAUGAUUCCUUGUGUAAAGUUCAGAUUUUAAAUGACACUUCAGUAAAAAAACCAGUUAUCAGGAAAUUCAGAUUGAAAACAUUUUCUAAAGAAAAAGUGAGAGCCAAAAAGGUGAAUGAUUUGGAGAAAGAAAAGCGCUUAAUAACUUUGUGCUAUAAAAGAACGAUUGCAUAUUCCGAGGAGAAAAGGCUACCAAUCUCCGAUCUUUGCCAGUUUGUUGAAACUCCAAGGGCAAUAUGUCUGCCAAAUGGCCUGCCUUACAAAGGGGCAAAGUCUGUCAUUUAUGAUCAAUUUGAAAAACGGUACACUUCCAAAUAUCAAAUAACAAGUAGCAAUACCAGUUUUUCUGAUGCAAAUGUCUGUGCUAUCAUUGAGGGAAUGAACAUUAUAUACUCGUCUCCUUUAAAACAGUUUAAAACUUUUAAAGAUUAUGCUGGCUUUCUCACACAACGAUGGAUAUGCUCUUACUACCGAAGGGGGUAUAGAGAAGUACGCAUUUUAUUUGACCAAUAUGACACUCAGGGAAUAUCUCCUAAGUGCGUAGAAAGAGGUAGACGGGAUAGUGGGGAUAAUGAAAAUACAGAUGCUUAUGAAUUCAUUAGUGACAAUGUGCCUCUACCAGGUAAUUGGAUGAAUUUCUUAAAAAUAAGAAAAAAUAAACAUAUGCUUUGUAGAUAUCUCUCUCAGUAUUUCAUAAAUAAUGUACAACAGUACUUUCAAAAUGAUUUUCAACUGUUUGUAACUUCUGGAGGAUUUCAUGUUGGAAAAAAUGAAGAUAGCGACUGGACAGGAGCAAUGGUAAACAUGAAUGGAACCAAAACACAUGAACUCAUCCAUAAUCAUGAGGAGACCGACUCUCAGAUAUGGCUCCAUGUUGAUGAUACAUCAUGCAAUAAGAUACAUGUCUAUUCCAUCGACCGGGAUAUUGGGAUGAUCGGUCUUCCUCUCAAUUUUGAAGACAAAGAAGUUGUCAUACAGUUCAGAGCAAAGGUUGGUGAUGAGAAAUUCCUCAACUUAAAUGUAUUACAGUCUGCUUGUGAUAAAGAUUCUGAUGUCUCUCAUUUGAUUAAGAAUGAUAUAAAUGUUAGAAAAUGUUUUCAAGUACUGUAUAUCUGUUCCGGGUGUGAUUUUGUCUCUUACUUUGCCCACCUUGGUAAGGGUAUUUUUUUCAAGACGUUUUACCAGUUUGCUUCAUUUAUAUCUGGUAACCAGUCUACGUCAACACCUGGAAAUUUAUCUCAAACAACUGUUGGAAAUGAUUCUGAGUUGGGACUACUGGCCUUUUAUCGUUUGAUACUGUGUGUGUACUUUAAUGCAAAUAGGGCUUGCUUGCAUAAUUUCGUAUCUCCUGUUGAACUGUUCAAUAGCGUUUCUGGAAGUACUGUUCAGGAGCAUCAUUAUAAAGCGCUCGAUAUUGUACGGCGAGCAUCGUGGAAGGGUACGUACGAAGAUCAGCUAUUGCCCUCAGAUGAGGCGCUACGUCUUCAUUGGUUGCGUAGCUGCUGGGUCAGCUCUGUUUGGAAUAUGGUUAGAAUCCCCAAAUUUUUAUAUCCGGAUAUAAGAAAUUACGGAUAUAAAGUGUCUGACAAUGAUGGGCAUGUCGAUGUUGCUUUUGAGUGGGAUUCAAUGGAAAACAUGAGUCGUGUCAAAGAAAAGGUCUUAUAUCUCACAAGGGGUUGCUCUUGUACCAAAAGUAAGUGUGUCAACCGUCUUUGUAAAUGUAAGAAACAAAAUAAUCUAUGUGGUCCUGGAUGCAGAUGCAAAAAUUGUGAGAAUAUAUCACAUACUCUGCAUGCAGAACAUGAGGAUGAUGUUUCUGAUGAAGAUGUUGAAAGUGACGAUCUGAGUGUUAUAAGUGAUAUGAGCAGCUCAUCAUUUAUCGAUGAAAUGAUAGAAGAUAUUGAUACAGGUGCUAUUUCAGAAUCUGAUGAUUCAGAUAUUUCUGAUAUUUAAAGCCCACGUCAGAAUCCAAAACUAUAUUGAAUUCUUCAUUUCCAAUAAGGUCUCUAACAAAACUUGUUACAGUUGUCUUGUAACUGGGCUUGUUGAUUUUGAGAAUUGUUAUACAAAUCUAGAUCUAUAUUAAGUACCAUAUUAUUGUUUGGUUCAUGAUCUCAGGGAAUGGAGAAAGAGAGUGCUGAAUUGUGUGUUAAUCCUAUGACUGGAGUAGCAAUACACUGAAGUGCAUAAUAUAAAAGAAAUGAAAAAGUGCUAUGAAAAACAGUUAUUCUUUCAUUAUUGAACUAGAAUGCCAACAUGUAUUCUUCGUAUAUUUAUUUUUUUAUGAUACAUGACAUGAAGACUUUUUGAGCAUAAAGUUGGACCUUUGAAAUUAGUCUUUAGAUACGCUUGCCAGUCUUACAUGUAUGUAUAUAUAUAUAUGUAUAUAUAUAUUUUAACACCUUGAAUAUACUCUAUAACUUAGCCUUGCCAAAAUGGUCACUGCCAUUUUCUUGCUAUCAUUUUGUGCUUUAAAAACAUAUUUGUCUAGCUAUCUAGAUUAAGAUUCAUGAACAUUUAGUUUUUGCCAGUCUAAGUACAUCUCACCUUGUAAAUAUAUAACUUAUGCCAAAGAAGUCUGUAAUAUACUGUUGCCGUGCAUAUAGAUUUGUGUGCUUACAUGUAUGUCUACAUGUAGGUCUUCCAAAUUGUUUUGGCCAUAUCAUGCCUUGGACCAUGAAACCGAACUCUUUGUGUCAAGGUUCCACAGUAUUAUUUUAUGUAUGGACAUUUUUUUUAUUUGGAUAUUCAGUUGGUUGGAUAUAACUUCUAUUAAAUAUGCUUGCCAGUUUAUGCAUAUGUUAUGUAGAUAUUUUAGUCUUUCAAAACUAAGCCAACUAUAUCCAGUGGAUGACAUGUUUAUGUGAUAUGUCAACCAGUUAGGUGUUUAUUAUAAUUAUUCAAAGCAUGUGUAAAAGUACAUUUAAAUGUGUACAUGUACAUAUAUAUUUUGUGGGAAUAAUUUGAUGAAUUGAAAGUGUUGAUAUCAGGAAAGACUCAAAUUACAUCCCAUUUUAUUUUUCUGUUAUCUUGUCCAUGCUGGAAAAUAAGUUGUAUUAUCUUAUGACAAAUUUUGUCUUUGCAUUUUUUUUAUUCAUUGAAAACAAAGAUGAGAGAUUUUUUUUUAUCCAUCUCUACUUCAUGGAAAGCAUGUGAGCAUAGAUGGAAGAGAUAUAUUCCAUUAAAGGAGAUUGAAAGCCUGAUUCUAAGUACUGUGUUAACCAAAUACAAUUCUGGUAAUCAUGUGAGCACAAUGUCAACAUUAGAAAUAUGCGAAGAUGACUUAAUACGUUUCUUUUGAUCAUGUGUUUCAAACUUAAGUGGAUUUCUUUAAUCCUAGUGUUCAUGCUGUACGUCAUAACCAUGCAGUAUCAACAAAUAUUUUUGACAAAAUUGCAGUACAUGUACAGUCACUGCCCAGUCAUAUAUCAGUGAAUCGUUUGCUUGAAUAAUCAUCUUAUUCGAAGAUCUUUCAUCUUUUAUUGUCCCUUGUUUUAACAUUUCAUGUUUUAAGUCAAAGUUAUUCAGUCCAAACAGACUUGACAUAAGCGAGGACAUUGACUUUGAAUGUGCUCACAAAUGCUAAAAUUACUGCAAACACCACUUUUAAUGGUAUGUAUAUUUGUAUUGUUGUUUCGUGGACAUAUUUUUUGUUAGUGUGUGAUAAGUACUUACGCAUUCCAUUCAUUGUCUUUCAUUUAUAAUAUAUGUUGUUACCUUGCCAGUUAUAUUCUCAUGUUUUUAUGGUGCAUCAUUCAUUAGUGGUAAGAAAAAUUCAUGUCACUUUGCUAUCAAGCAGUACCUCAGAAAUCAGUAUUAUGCACCUGUUUCAACAUUCCCCUGGCAUUGUAGGCCAGUCUCUGAACAAUAUGAAAUAAAUGUCAAGCAGUUUAAUGAGAUCAA
Molecule: messenger RNA, 9050 nt
Organism: Lytechinus variegatus (green sea urchin)
Lineage: Eukaryota; Metazoa; Echinodermata; Echinoidea; Temnopleuroida; Toxopneustidae
Exons: 4
Coding region: 145-1809 (554 amino acids)
Source: RefSeq, a predicted model, not a curated record